AUGCCUUUUCUGGGGCUCGCAUUCUUAUUUUUCGUGUCAAGAUUCUGCGAAGCGAAUGUGGUGUUGACCUAUCCACAGGCUCGAUUCCCUCCGCUCGAUUUCCUUCCGACUGAACUCACACUACCACCAUGCGGUGUUCCAAAACCCACCAAACCAUUUUAUACGGAUCUCAGAAUCGGCGAAGCGUACAAUGUCACGUGGAUCUCGCCAUCAGUGCUUAAUGCUUCUUAUCAUAUUCGACUCAUCGAUUCCGAUGGCAUCACUGUAGAAGAUGUUCCGAUUUCUUCAGAUGCCACUUCAGCUCAAUCGAUCAGCCUCAAAACUCCGUGUGAGCAAUGUAUGCUCGUUGUCGAGCAAACUCAGAAAAACGGAAAAAGCUUCCGCUCGUGCUCCGAUGUCAACGUGAUCUCGGCAUCAAAUUCGAAAGAAGAAAAUUUUUGUGGACAACAGGGAAGCCUGAUGAAGAAUAAAUGCCAAUGCGAUAGUGGCUACACCGGAAAUCGAUGCCAAUAUUACGCUCAUUGCGAGUUAGAUUCGGAUUGCAUGAACGGCGGAAAAUGUGUUGAUCAGUCAGAUUCGCUGAUCCGAAAGAGAUGCUAUUGUGCGUACGGAUAUUUCGGGCAGCGAUGCGAUCGAAAAUUCAAUUCUCAAAAUGACGUGUGUUUCGCUUAUGAUGAGCUCGCUGUGAAUCAAUUGCCUCGAUAUGGAAUGUUCAAUUCGGAUUGUUAUGUUCAGCACGACCUCUCAGCUGAUGACCAUAUAUAUUCAAGACAAAUUGAGAAUGAAGUUGAAGUAAUUCUGGAUUUCAAAACGACAUCGUGGGCGUCGCUCGGAUGGCGACCAACAGAAUUGAGCACUUCUUGCAGACUGUUUCCCAUAUUAGAAGAUACUCGUGGUAAACCGACGCAAAUGAAUAUGGUCGAUCGGAGGGAAUUCGUUGCGAAACCAGUGAUGCCCGACAACAAUGGAUUUGCUGAAAUUGGCUUGAAAGCGCCACUUCAUGCGAUGGAUUGUGUUGAUAUUGUGAUGGGAUCUGUGAAAAAUGGACGAGCCCUCAUUUCAGAUUUCUAUUCCAGAGAUAGAUCAACCCCGCUUGAAGACUACUGGUACGAAGGAGAGAUGAGUCUGUCGGCCUCUUAUGGAAUUGAAGUUGAUGGAAGGACCAUUAUCAUGUUCCGGCGAGAAACCCGCGAAUUUGAGCCGACAGAUCAUCCCCUCGGACCAAAUGAAGUAUUCACAGUGUGGGCAAAAGGCGGAAAAUUAUCGGGAGAUUCAUUUAAAUAUCACGGCAUUAAUCGAGGAGUUGAGCGACUAAAAUUGGCUGAGAUCGUGAAUGUGACUAUCAAACCAACGACAAUGUCAAAUGAAUUGGCAUUUGGAGUGAAAAACGUUGCUCAAAAUCGUCUCGAUCCAAUGCUCUUCCCAACCACUCUUCUUCCUUCAUCAAUUAUAAACACAAAUCCAACUGUAGAAACAACAACUCCGAUAACGACGACAUCCACCAAAAUGCCGGAUUCAUCAACUACCUCGACUCUCUCAAUAGUAUUCGUACCCGUUAUUUGGUGGUUUUUGAUAUAA
Molecule: messenger RNA, 1578 nt
Organism: Caenorhabditis bovis
Lineage: Eukaryota; Metazoa; Nematoda; Chromadorea; Rhabditida; Rhabditidae
Source: the annotation of a GenBank genome assembly